Messenger RNA from Sphaeramia orbicularis (orbiculate cardinalfish), 4673 nucleotides. Its product is annotated as tyrosine-protein phosphatase non-receptor type 5-like. Gene Ontology annotation, molecular function: protein kinase binding; protein tyrosine phosphatase activity. The record is from RefSeq and is a predicted model, not a curated record. Gene Ontology annotation, biological process: signal transduction; protein dephosphorylation. Bases 523 to 2235 code for a protein of 570 amino acids. The transcript is spliced from 14 exons. Gene Ontology annotation, cellular component: cell junction; plasma membrane; cytosol. NCBI's taxonomy places the organism in Eukaryota, Metazoa, Chordata, Actinopteri, Kurtiformes, Apogonidae.
GCUACCGUACAGCCUCUUGCUGCAUAUACCUAGACGAAGCUGCCGCCUGUGGAUCUCGCUCUCCUCCAGGAUACAAACAAAAGAAAACCCAUCUGACUUUAUACCUCUAUCUCUCUCUCACACACAGACAGAAACAUCCACAUUCAUAUUUCUGUCUUUUCUAACCUCACGCCCAUCCUCUGCCUCUCUCUCUCCCUCUCUCUCACCCCUCUCUCUCUCUCUCUCUCUCUUUCCUCUCUCUUGGUCUGUCUCCUCCUCACAUGCAAACACACUCCUUCUUCUUCCAGACAGAGGAGCAGUAAAAGGAUUGGCGUGGUUCUUGGUGUUUGGCUCCUGGUAUUUUGGCUUGGAGGGGAGCAGAGCAGCAGAUGGCGAUGUGAAGACGGGCUCAGCCAGGACUCUGCUGCACGAUGACUGACAACGGCUGGUUGCCACAGGAUACUGGACUUAACUUGAUCAUGUGAUCUCCCUCCCCAGUUCCCUGCCAUCUAUCACAGGAGAGCUUCAUUUAUUAGGGGGAUCAUGACCCGCCGUCUGAGCAGCUCCACCCGUUCCCCCACCGAGGAUUCCAUCUUCCUGAGGCCUGACGAGGACCCGGUGUGGCUCGAUGAGCCCGCAAAGACUGACAAAUUCCCUGUCAGAGCCUCCAAAAAAGAUGAAUGCAAAGCCGGGGCCACAGAGGGCCAAAGCUCACAAGGGGAGGAAGUGUUUUUGCACAAAGUGUACGCGCUGGUGAUCGAGAUCCACUGCUGGGCUGCACUCUUUGUGGUGUCCCAGGUCACGGGGUACUGGGUGUUUUUUGUGCUGGAAGGAAAUGGACCCCUCUCUUCCAUCUAUAAAGCUCUGCAGGUCAUUGACUUCUACCUUGGCUUCAUCCUACCCUGCCACCCAAUUUUUGGAGUGGAUUCCAUGGUGUUGAUGAGGGAAGUGGUGAACACCAACCAGCACAACUGGAUCGUCCAUGGCACUGCAGGCAUUGGGAUUGCCAUAUGUGUUAUCAUGGUCAUCCAUAUGGUGUGUAAAUGGCGUUACGGAAGUGGCUUGUGGUCUUCGGGUCCACUACCGAAGGACAUUGGGGACCGGCGUCAGUCUGUGAGCCGCCAGCCCUCCUUCACUCUGUCAGAGUGGACAGACGCCCAGGAGGAUCUGCUGGACCUGGACCCAGUGCCCCAAACACCGGUCUUUGACAUGGGCACUGAUACCAGGACGGAGGGUGACGCUGUGACCCUCACCGUCACUCCAGUGGGGCUUCAGGAAAGGAGGGGCUCCAACGUGUCCCUGACGUUGGACAUGUGCACACCGGGCUGCACGGAGCCUUACGGCUAUGGGGCCCAGCUGUCCCCUAGAGACCAGUCAGCCCAGGAGUACCUCCGACAGGGAACGCACGUCCUGACCCCCGCCAUGCUGCACAAACGGGCCAUGGAUGACCAGGCCCUGCAGGCUGAGUUUUAUGAAACUCCCAUGAACUUUGUGGACCCUAAAGAGUACAACUACCCAGGGCUUGUGAGAAAGAACCGCUAUAAAACCAUCUUACCCAACACUCACAGCAGAGUGAUCCUGAAGUCGCAGGAUGAAGAUGAUUUCCUCACUACAUAUAUUAAUGCCAAUUAUCUCAAAGGUUACGGAGGUCAGGAGUGUUCAUACAUCGCCACCCAAGGUCCCACAGUGAACACAGUGGGGGACUUCUGGAGGAUGGUGUGGCAGGAGAGAAGUCCAAUCAUAGUGAUGAUCACAAAUCUGGAGGAGAAGAAUGAGAAAUGUGCAGAGUACUGGCCCGAGGACACUGUGACCCAUGAGGGUAUUGAGAUCACUGUUGUCACGGUAACCCAGGAGGAUGACUACAGUCUGAGGGUGUUUACUCUGAAGUUUGGAGAUGAGGAGCGUAGUCUGCGUCAGUACUGGUACACCUCGUGGCCUGAUCAGAAGACCCCAGACAAAGCCCCGCCCCUCCUCGAGCUGGUAAAGGAAGUUGAAAGGGCCAGAGAGGAGGCCCCGCCAUCCAGCGGCCCUAUCAUUGUGCACUGCAGUGCUGGAAUUGGUCGAACUGGCUGCUUCAUCGCCACCUCCAUCCUGUGCAAGCAGCUGAGGACUGAGGGUGUGGUGGACAUCCUGAGAACCACCUGCCAACUCCGUCUGGACAGGGGUGGGAUGAUCCAGACGUGCGAGCAGUACCAGUUUGUGCAUCAUGUCCUCAGUCUGUUCGAGAAGCAACUGUCUCACACAGCUGAGGAGUAGAGUGAGCGCUCCAACCACACCCAGACCGAGACACACCACUGUACACUGUACCUCCUCUGGCGGUACACACCACUGUACCUAGCAUCAUCACAACGUCACCCUUUAACAAGUUCAAGUCAUUAAUUUGUACACCCAAGACAGGCUCACUCUGACAGGACUGACCAGUCGACAUUAAAUUUGUGCUUAUUGUAUGUUUUUGUGCACAUAAAAAUUAAGGAAGUAGGAUUUGAGAUAGUCCCCUCCCUCCCGACAUACCCCACCUCCUACCCUUAAAAAUCUUCACAACAGUCAGACCUAAAAUAAUCCAAGCCUGCACUCCUGACGUCAGUUUAUUUGCACUGCUGAGUUUUUUUUUUUUUUUUUUUUUUUUUUUUUUUUAUCAUAUUAUUGUAACCGAGUCUUUGUCAUGAGGGCCUCACUGAGAGCUUGGAAUGAGUGUCUUAUAAAAUACCACCCGUGGAUACAUACAGUGUUAUCAAAAUGUUACACUGGAGCUGAAAUAAUCAGCUCGACUGCAGCGAUUUCCAUUUGCUUUAAAGAUGAACCGCUAGCUCAGAGUCCCAAAGUUAGUGUCUGUAAGAAGGGCCCUUUACAGCAUAAGUGCCAGCAUAAUUUAAAUCUACAGAAAUGAUCAAAUGCCAGCCUAAUAUCUAACACUAUAUCGAUAUAAAAGUUCACACUGAAUAUAUGUUAACUUUUUUCCUCAUUGACCUUUACUGACUCUCACUUUUAAUGUAAAAAAAAUCAUUGCAGAAGGCCUGUUUCAACUUUUGAUGCAUUCAGGAGCCACCUCAUCUUCAGGUUGCAUGGUGCUACGUGUUCAUUAAAGGCAUGUGCAAUGUUAUGGAACAUAGGAAUGUAUAACAAUUAGGUUAUUAAUUAACUAAUCAGGAUUUCUGUGCAAUCUACAGUAUUACAGUUCUACCAUGCUGCCUGUGCAGUCCUCAUGGCCCAUGAUGUUUACAGUAAACAACUCCUGCAUUAAGGCCACAUAGACGUACCCUCAGAGGCGUCACAGAGCCAGCACCACUGAGAGGAUGGAGUCCAGAAAUAGAACCGCACCAUCAGAAAAAUCAAUGCAGACCUCUGGAGAAUCUGACACCAGAUCAUUCGCUGUUUCUGACUUAACCACAUAAAGAAGUGUAAUGCAGGCAAAAGCAGUGAGGUGCAAAAAGGCAAGCACUACAAACUGAUAAGAGGUGGUGGAAAAGUAAAAAUAAAGUCACAUAUGAGGCUUGUCGCUCUCAGUGAUACUGGCUUUCUGAUGCCUCUGCUUCUCAACAGUAGCUUGAACACAUCUGUGAAGUAAGAAGCCCAUGAUUGUUGUAUAGACAGGCCAGGCCUAAUCUGUAUGAAGCACAAUAGACCAACUAUGGUUCUCUCUCUGAUGUUAAGCUGUAAAAGUUCUUUUUUUUUCCGUAUUGUGUUUUGAUUGUGUUGAGUUUAAUGGAUUGCAUGUGCCGUAUGGGACUUUAUAGGUCCACAAUCAAGCGACGUGAUUGGUUGUCCCGCUUUUUGUUGUGUAAAAAGGUUUAAGCCUAUUAUAUUGCUUGCUCUCGGCCAAUGCUUUUGAUACAGUUUGCUUUUGUGAAACCAACCAGAGAUAUUUUUAGAACAUUUUGAUACAAUCCUUUCGAGUAGAUGCCUUGUGUAUAUUUCUGUUUACACCAUGAUGGAAUGUAGCUCAUACUGUGGAUCAAACCAUUGGUUUAUAUUGCAAGAUUUGACAGAACAAAAUGUGACAACUACCUAAGUUACCUUACAGUACAGAAAAAAUAAAUUAUGUUCAGUCUUCAGUAUUAUUACUUUAUGCCUUUAGGCUUUGCUUUAAUAUGCUUUGCUUUCUGUGUAUGUUUUUAUCGUUUUCUUGGAGAAUUUUACCUCAGACUGAGUUUUUACAGUCCCCACUCAAUUCCAUCUGUGACUCUAGGCCACUCUCAGUUGACAACAUGAGAAAUAAUUGCUAUGUGUUAGGCAGCUAAAACAGUGAAUACAGUUUUCUAUGUAACAAAAAUCAAACUCUAACAACUUCUGUCUUGACAUAACGGGUCAGUUUAACUGUCGUGAACAUUAUCAGAGGAUAAAAUAAACGCGGGCUUGGACCAAUUCAUGAAUAUCAAGUCAAAUAGCAAAUUAAACUGCCAAAAUGACCUCUUAGAUUAACACAGGACUGGGAUUGAGAUGAAAAGCUACAACCUAUUGUCAGAACUUUUGACAUAAUCCUCUGAUAAUGUCCAGUGUACUUGACUGAAAAGCUUUUAUUUUUAGCGCUAGUUUUCAAUGCUUAUUUGGUCCUCUUACGAUGACCGAAAUGGGGAUGACGAAAUAGCCAAACAGUCGGACAUACAACCAACCAGCAAAUCAGUAUUCCUCUCCUCUGCACCAGUAUCGCUUUAAGUUGUGAGUUUUGCAUCCAAAUAAAGGUAGAUUUUCAUGAA